Molecule: messenger RNA, 2380 nt
Organism: Mercurialis annua (annual mercury)
Lineage: Eukaryota; Viridiplantae; Streptophyta; Magnoliopsida; Malpighiales; Euphorbiaceae
Product: probable serine/threonine-protein kinase At1g54610
Exons: 8
Coding region: 335-2068 (577 amino acids)
Biological process (GO): positive regulation of transcription elongation by RNA polymerase II; protein phosphorylation
Cellular component (GO): nucleus; cyclin-dependent protein kinase holoenzyme complex
Molecular function (GO): cyclin-dependent protein serine/threonine kinase activity; RNA polymerase II CTD heptapeptide repeat kinase activity; ATP binding
Source: RefSeq, a predicted model, not a curated record
UGAGAGAGAGAGUGUUUGACUUGGAAGAAAACAGGAAAACCAAAGGCAAAAGCCAAAGGCCAAAUAAAAUCAUCUCUCUACUUUGUCUUGUUACUCCAAAUUCCUUUCAAUUCUUUUAUUUUUCAAAGGACCCAUCAAAAUCCCACAAAAAUUUCCAAUACUUCCAAUUCAUCAGAUUCUUUCCAAAAUCACCCUCUCCCCAUCACUCAGAUUCAAUCAAAUGAUUGGUUUAGAUUAUUAGUGAUUAGUUUCUUGUUUUGCAGUGACUAGUGAGUAGAUGUUGAUUUUUAGGAAAACUAUUACAUGGGCUAUGAUGAGAUUUAGAUUUUAAGACAUGGGUUGUGUUCUUGGUAGAGAGGUUAGUUCUGGCAUAGUUUCAGAGUCUAAAGAGGUUAAGCAGCUGAGUGUUGAAUCUGAUAGGAAAGUAGAGAGUGUUUCGGUGCGAAAAACUGAUGCUAGUAGUGUUGUUGAGAUUGAAAAUGAGGAGGCUCAGAAGGAAGAUAAAGGUGAGGGAGAUAGUAAAAAGCCGAGGGGGGAGAGGAGGAGGUCGAAGCCGAAUCCUAGGUUGAGUAAUCCGCCAAAGCAUUUGCACGGUGAGCAAGUUGCAGCCGGAUGGCCGCCUUGGCUAUCGGCUGUGUGCGGGGAGGCGCUCAAUGGAUGGAUUCCACGGCGUGCUGACACAUUUGAGAAGAUUGAUAAGAUUGGAUCGGGAACAUAUAGCAAUGUGUAUAAAGCUAGAGAUUCAUUAUCAGGUAAAGUUGUUGCACUGAAGAAGGUUCGAUUUGAUAAUCUGGAACCUGAAAGCGUAAAAUUUAUGGCAAGAGAAAUCCUCAUUUUGAGGAGAUUGGACCAUGUGAAUGUUGUAAAGUUAGAAGGUUUAGUUACAUCCAGGAUGUCAUGUAGUUUGUACCUGGUGUUUGAGUACAUGGAGCACGAUUUAGCUGGACUUGCUGCAAGCCCCGGAGUAAAGUUCACAGAGUCACAGGUUAAAUGUUACAUGCAUCAACUAUUAUCCGGUCUUGAGCACUGUCACAACCGCGGUGUUCUACAUCGUGACAUCAAAGGAUCAAAUCUUCUAAUUGACAAUGAAGGAAUACUCAGGAUUGCUGAUUUUGGAUUGGCGUCUUUCUUUGAUCCCAAUCACAAGCAUCCAAUGACUAGUCGGGUGGUUACUCUAUGGUAUCGACCUCCUGAGCUUCUUCUCGGAGCUACAGAUUAUGAUGUGGGUGUGGACCUCUGGAGUGCAGGUUGUAUCCUGGCCGAGCUAUUGGCUGGAAAGCCUAUUAUGCCAGGCCGUACUGAGGUAGAGCAACUGCAUAAGAUUUACAAGCUAUGUGGGUCACCUUCAGAUGAUUACUGGAAGAAAUCAAAGUUACCACAUGCAACAUUAUUUAGGCCCCGAGAGCCUUACAAAAGAUGCAUAAGGGAAACGUUUAAAGAUUUUCCAUCAUCAUCACUUCCUCUCAUAGAAACUCUUCUUUCAAUUGAUCCAGCUGAACGUCAGACGGCCACAACUGCCCUAAGAAGUGAAUUCUUCACAACAGAGCCUUAUGCUUGUGAGCCUUCUACUCUCCCAAAAUAUCCUCCAAGUAAGGAAAUGGAUGCUAAACGAAGAGAUGAUGAAGCUCGAAGACAAAGAGCUGCUUCUAAAGCCCAGGGUGAGAAUACAAAGAAACCAAGGACACGUGAUCGUGCACCUCGGCCAAUGCCUGCUCCAGAGGCCAAUGCAGAGCUCCAAUCUAAUAUUGAUAGAAGACGGCUUAUUAACUAUGCAAACGCAAAGAGCAAGAGCGAAAAGUUUCCUCCGCCUCACCAGGACGGGGCACUAGGCUAUCCUUUAGGAGUGUCUCAGCACAUUGAUCCGGCAUAUGUUCCUUCUGAUGUUCCGUAUAGCUCCACCUCAUUCACCCAUUCAAAAGAACCUAUUCAAACAUGGUCGGGUCCAUUGGGUGAUCCUGCUAGUGCUGGCGGCCCGAGACGAAAGAAAAAUGCAGCAAAAUCAUUAAUGGCAAACCAUAGAGAUAGAACCAACGAUACUCGAUUAAAGGGGAAGCAAACUGUGGCUUGAACUUUGAGUGUAUAUGCUCAUAUAUUGAGAAUCUUCAUUUGUGAAAACUGGCAAUUGCCUAUACAGCAAAAGCUUAUGCUGCCAUUUGAUGCCUGCAAAUUUGCUUGGCUUGGUUCACACGUCAAAAGAGAGAAUUUUAUUUGGUUACAGAAAAAAAAAGAUGUACUUUUUUGGGGGGUGAAAUCAAAUUUUAUAUACUUUUGUUUUCCAUUUUCAUGACAGGAAAAAUCAUUUCUUUCUAUUGGGAUGCUGAUAAAAAAUUCUAUCGAUAUGUAUAAUAUUAUCAUUAAUAUUACUAUUUUUUUGUGUUAA